Molecule: messenger RNA, 2291 nt
Organism: Ectocarpus sp. CCAP 1310/34
Lineage: Eukaryota; Phaeophyceae; Ectocarpales; Ectocarpaceae
Source: the annotation of a GenBank genome assembly
GCACGCUAGCGACAGGAGGAAGAUUCGGGGGACGUGACGCCGCUUCCGGUGGGAGGGGAAGGGGCCCUUUUCACCAGGGACCGCCGGGCAGCAACCUCCCCGCCUACCUUGUACCUCAGCAAGGCUACGACUCCAGCAUCUACCCCCCCAACAUGUACCGCCCGCAGGGAAAUGAACCUCCCAUCCACCCGAAUGACCCUCGCAAGCGGUGUGAGAACUGCGGUGAACUCGGCCACAACUACCUGUUCUUGCCUUCCCGUGUUGAUGUCGGGAGGCCAGCUGGCAUGCCGGCAGGCAACGCGCCGCCCAGGCACCCGCCGCCCCGGCCGCCGGCCGGUGGUUACAGCCAGCGGCCGCCUUGGGCACACUCGUAUGGGCAGGCAAAUACGGCGCAGCAAUACGGCGGAGAUGGUUACCCGGGGGUAGCGCCAGGAGCAGCAAGAACGACGGCAGUGGCGACGACAGCUCCAUCUACAGGGGGGCAUGCGGUGACGCACGGAGCGGCGUUUACCAAAAUCCGGUGACGCACGCGAGCGGCAUUUACCAUUACUCGUCCCAACAGCAGCAGCCGGAGUACCUUUCCCCCCCGUGCAACAACAGCAGCCCAUCCCCAACCCGUACGCUCCUCCGGCGCCUUCGACCGGAGCGUCUCCAUCGACUGGUGGGAAUUUACAUGCGUGUGUGGUGUGGGCUUUUCCAAGUGAGUCUGAGAAUGGUGUGCUAGUAGAGCGAAGGGUCGACGGAUAUGCAAUGAUGAACGUCCUUGAUGAGAGUGUAGGAGACGAAACUUGGCUUGCAGACUCUGGCGCCACGAACCACACCACAGGUGACCCGAGGUGCAUGUACGAUGUGGUGAUUCCUCCGCCAGGUAGAGAGUGAGUAGUGAUUGGAGAUGGUAGGACGAUGCCUGUGCUUGGUAUCGGCAGCCUGAACGUCAAGUUCCACAAUGGUGGAAACGAUUUUUGCGUGAAGCUCACCAACGUGCAUCCCGUUGAGGGAAUGGGUAACAAGUUGUUUUCGCUUCACAAGGCCAUGGGAGGGCAACGCAUUAAGAUGGAUCCUGUAGGUAUCCACCUGUUCAACGGUGGAUUAACUUUUCCCCGUGGCGAGCGUGGUUCAUCCUUGAGAGCGACUCGUCUACCGCCCGACUACACGACGCCAAUUGCUGUGCCCGUGGUGACGCCGUUACCCCCGCCUCCCCCUCGCUCUGCAGACGUUGUGAGUGUGACUGGUGUUGCAACGAUUCAUGCAUUCCCCGCAUGCAGCAUUCUCCCCAAGGUGUAGCGUACAUGCCCUCUUCCUCGUUUUCUCGUGUCCCGCCUACCGUCACCAGCGCCGGCAGUGUAGUACCUCCAACGGUGUCUAGGUUCCCGCCCACUGUCAGCAGUGUCGUGCUUCCGUCCGCUCCGACGAGCGUUGUGCCGACCCUCGUCUCUGGUUUCCCGCCCGCUCCCAACAGCGUAGUACAUUCUGGUGACCCCACCGCCCACAGAUAUGCCCCCGUGUCGAAUUUUCCGCCCGCUGCAGCCGGCGUAGUACCUUCCACGGUGUAUGGUUUCCCGCCCGCUGCAAACAGCGUAGUGCCAUCGUCUGUGACCAAUAUCCCGCCCGCUGCGAGCAGCGUCGUUCCUUCAACAGUGUUUGCCCCCUCCCCCGCUGACAGGAGUGUGGUUUUUCCCUCCGCUCCUCAAGUGCAUGGUAUGGAGUUGGUAGCUGUUCCCGAGUUACCAUCGCCGGACGUCACCGUUUUUCAAGACAAUAGUGAGGAUGAUGACCGUGGGUUUAUUCCGUUCACAGAGCACGGAGAUUACGCGUGGGCUUUGUACCUCUUAGAACAAAGACAAGAAUCGGAUGACCCCUACGAGUUUUUAGACUUGAUGUUUGAGUCUGGAUUUGCCAAUGUCUUCGAUGAUGUUGCUUUCGCCGUUCCCGUUAUGGCCCCGGGCAAGCGCCCUUUUUCGGUGGGGAAACCCACCAAGAUUAUUGACGUUAACCUUCUCCAUGUUUCGUCCUCCCACGCCAAUGAGUUUCUUUUGCGUGAGCUUGCGAAGCAGCACGGUCUCCGACUGACCGGUGUCCUGCAGCCUUGUGGUGGAUGCCUGCAGGCGAAGGGGAAGAAGGCGGGCGUGCCUCACCAAUUGGGCACGCGCGCGGAGCGGCCGCACGAUCUUUGGUACAUCGAUCUGUGUGGGCCGAUGACGGCCUCGCUGGGGGGUUCGUUUUUCAUGAUAAUAUUCGUGAACAGCUUCUCGCGGUGGAUGAAGCUGUACGGGAUGAGGCGCAAGUCGGAC